Prosopis cineraria is the source of this 2065-nucleotide messenger RNA. Its product is annotated as dihydrolipoyllysine-residue acetyltransferase component 5 of pyruvate dehydrogenase complex, chloroplastic. Gene Ontology annotation, molecular function: dihydrolipoyllysine-residue acetyltransferase activity. NCBI's taxonomy places the organism in Eukaryota, Viridiplantae, Streptophyta, Magnoliopsida, Fabales, Fabaceae. The transcript is spliced from 6 exons. The coding region runs from base 193 to 1626 and encodes 477 amino acids. The record is from RefSeq and is a predicted model, not a curated record. Gene Ontology annotation, biological process: pyruvate decarboxylation to acetyl-CoA. Gene Ontology annotation, cellular component: pyruvate dehydrogenase complex; chloroplast thylakoid; chloroplast envelope.
GGUGGGAUGGUUGAAACUUCCGUCUUCUUUCGAUGAUUACGAGAAAAACCCAAGCAAGUGUAUUCCCCAAAGCUUAAAAACUCUCUCUUGUUCAGUCACACCCUCUUCCUUCCUCUUCUUUAAUCUUCCAUUCUCUCGUUUCCUAUCCACAUCUCGCUUCUUCUCCUUCUCAAUCCAUUCCUACAUUGUUCAAUGGUUCACCUUCUCAAUACUUCCUUUCUUCCUUCUUCCUCCGCUCUUCAACGGAAGCCCAUUUUGCCGCCGUCAUUCCGUGCUGCUUCCGCCAAUCGGAGUAGAACCCAGAUUCAGGCCAAGAUCCGGGAGAUAUUCAUGCCAGCUUUGAGCUCCACGAUGACCGAAGGCAAGAUCGUUUCCUGGGUUAAGUCCGAAGGCGAUAAGCUCUCCAAAGGCGAGAGUGUCGUGGUGGUCGAGUCUGAUAAGGCCGACAUGGACGUGGAGACCUUCUACGAUGGGUUUUUGGCGGCAAUCAUGGUUGAGGAAGGUGGGGUUGCAGCUGUUGGGUCUCCUAUUGCGCUAUUGGCGGAGACGGAAGAUGAAAUUGAAAAAGCUAAGUCCAAAGCUGGUGCUUCAGCUUCUUCUUCGUCUUCUUCUCCUCCUGCCGCUGAACUAACUUCGUCUUCUCUGGAGCCUCAAUCGGGGAAAGUUCCUGAUAAUGUGGCACCGAUUCCGGAGCUUGGGGGCGUGGUUGUGGCGUCGACCCAUCCGGCUUCGGAGGGAGGGAAGAGGAUCGUGGCGUCUCCUUAUGCUAAGAAGCUAGCGAAGGAGUUGAAACUGGAUUUGGGGAGAAUAGUGGGCUCUGGGCCAUUGGGAAGGAUUGUGGCCAAGGAUGUUGAAGCCGCUGCUGCAGCAGCCGCCACAGCCGCUUCUUCUGCUGCCACCGUUGGCUCCCCAACAAAUGCCGAAGCUGCCAGGGGAAAGAGUGCGGCAAUUGAGUUGGGUUCAGUUGUGCCUUUUACAAUAAUGCAGAGUGCUGUGAGUAGAAACAUGGUUGAGAGCCUGGCGGUGCCGACUUUCAGAGUUGGCUAUACCAUCACCACAGAUGCACUUGAUGCUUUGUCCAAGAAGAUCAAGUCAAAGGGAGUUACCAUGACAGCAUUGCUUGCCAAGGCUACUGCACUUGCUCUGGUUAAACACCCUGUCAUAAACUCCAGCUGUAGAGAUGGUAAAAGCUUUUCAUAUAAUAGUAGCAUCAAUAUUGCUGUUGCUGUGGCUACAGACGGUGGACUAAUUACACCAGUUCUUCAGGAUGCGGAUAAGGUUGACAUCUAUUCAUUGUCAAGAAAGUGGAAGGAAUUGGUUGACAAGGCACGGGCCAAGCAGCUGCAACCUCAUGAGUAUAACACAGGUACUUUCACUCUUUCCAACCUUGGAAUGUUUGGUGUGGAUCGCUUUGAUGCUAUUCUGCCUCCUGGAACUGGAGCAAUUAUGGCCGUUGGAGCAUCAGAGCCAACUGUUGUGGCUACCAAGGAUGGUCGCAUCGGCCGGAAGAGUCAAAUGCAGGUCAAUGUUACAGCUGAUCAUCGGGUUAUCUAUGGGGCUGAUCUUGCUGCUUUCUUGCAAACCUUGUCAAAGAUUAUUGAGGAUCCUAAAGAUCUUACAUUCUAGUCGUACUUUCCUCCACUCAAAUGAUGCAUUUCUCUGGUAACAAAGUGAAGAAUGAAAUGUUUAUUCGUAGCUUUAGGUCUUUCGCCCUCAGGUCCUAGGUUCUCUGAUCAUGCAGAAACACAGGAGUCCAGACACUAUACACCCAUUUUUACAAAGAACAAGAGCAGAGUGAUGAAUAUUGAAGUUGAAUUCGAGUUUCUUAGAUGAGAUUUUCAGUAACAAAAAGUUGCUUUUUUUUUUGGCGAGAACAGGAAGUUGCUUUUGUUACGUAUUGAUUGCCUGCCCAUUGUUUUCUAGUCAUGUCCAAUUUUUGUCUAGACAUGAAAGUUGGCUUGGAAUUAUGUCUGGAAAGGGGGAAAACAAUUAUUGUAUUUUUAUUAUGUUAUGGCUUACUAAUAAGCAAAUGAAUGCAGUCUGAUUACGGCAACAUUUGACUUCA